Gryllus bimaculatus (two-spotted cricket) is the source of this 3417-nucleotide messenger RNA. NCBI's taxonomy places the organism in Eukaryota, Metazoa, Arthropoda, Insecta, Orthoptera, Gryllidae. The record is from the annotation of a GenBank genome assembly.
AUGCUGGUAGUGGAAGUGCAAGCUGCGAGAGACAUGGCUGCAACGAUGGCAUUCUCUGCAUUCUCCAGCGUGUGCGUACUUUCGGCUAUCCUGCUCAGCUUCUUGAUAAAAGAAAAUGAAGCAGUAAAAUGUUAUAUAUGUAGCUGGAGCCCUCAUGACAAUAGGAGUGAUACAUGUACCAAAAACAACUUUAUCCCAGAAUACACAAUGGUACAUGAUUGCGAGAAGGGAUGUGAAGUUGUCAGUAUGAGAGAUCCCAAUGGUGCAAUGGAAAUGUUUUAUCGGAAUUGCUACACAAAAAGUGAGAAUGACUUGAAAUUUGACCGGAGAAAUACUGGUAUCAAUGAAGAAGAAGUUUAUAAGUGCAACUGGAAACUCUGCAAUGGAGCAGUCAGUGUGUUCACAAGCCAAAGUGUACUGUUAUUGACAUUUACUGCUGCCUGGUGCAUUCUGUUUUGCGGCCCAUGAUGUUUACUAUUCAAUUCUCAGCUCCACUUAAUCACAUUAUUUAAGAACUUUUUGGAUGGUUUGACCUCUACUUACAUGUAUUACAUUUUAACUCACUGCCCACUACCUAUGUGUUGGAUAAUAUGUAAAUAACAGUUAAUGUAGAUUAUUAUGAGAAUAACAAUAGUUUCUGGUGUUUUUUACUUCAAUAAAUUUCUACAUAUUUAGCUGCUUUCUGAUGAAACAUGCAAAAUAUAUUUUGGCUUCCAUGUAAUUUAUGCAGAUUAUGUAACAGUCAAUUGAAAAAUGUCAUCAAAGUAGCAAGAAAUACUUUUUUAUUAAACUGUGUAUCAAAAUAUGCAAAAUUGUUAGAAUCUGUCUUUCAAUGAGGGAAUGCUGUGGAUACAUUAACAAUAAUCUUUUCAUGGUAAUGGAUGAAGGCUGCUUCCUUUAAAGCACAAUAAUUUUGUCAUUGUGUAAUAGUCAUCAUGGAAAAUGGUGGAUGUACAAUACAUUGCUAUAUUCUUGUCAAUUUGCAGCCUCAAUUCCUUCUAAUUUACUUAUGAGUAUGACAUCAAUUGUGAUAUAGUGAUACAGACCAAAGCAUUCAUAUUUUUGUAACUUGUAUUAUCAUACAAACCUAGUAAUCCUAAAUUCAUUGACACAUUUUUUAUUUAUUAUGUCAGUAGAGGUAAAUGUGUUCUAUAGCAAUAUUAAUUUAACACAUUGUCAAGGCAGAAAUUGUAAACUUCUUAAAUCAAAUUUUGCAGUGCCCAGCAUUGUUUAAAAGAAAAGUUUGAUGCAGCUUUUCUUUAGGUCCAAUGAACAGACAAAAAUAUUCAUCUAAAUGUAUGGUGCUUCAUUGUCAAUGUUUUGUGUAAGAAAAUAGGGAGUAUGAGAGUAUACACAGAAGUAAAAUAUAUUACUAUAUAACUUUUCCUUCAAAAAAACUUAACGGAUCCUAAAAAAUAUAGAAAUAUCUCUCUAUUUUUACUGCAAUGCAAUUUCAUUAUUGCAAUUUAAAGAAACUAAAUAUAAAUCCAAUCAAUAAUGUAGAUAAAAUAAAUAAUUUUUGAAAUUUGUUAUCCUAUUUUGAAUAACUACAGUAGAUUCUUUUUUCUGAAAUAAAAGACAAACUUGUAGUUUUAACUAUUGGAAUUGAUUAGUCCUCAUAAAACAUUCUUAUUCUAAUCUAAUCAUUCUAUAUUAUUUAAUUUAUUUCUCAAAUUAAUCUUGUUGAUGAGGUUUACUGAAAAUUUCAAGAGUAUAUUCUGUUGUGUUUAGCUUGUAAUGAAAUACAUUUUGUCAUGAGAUUUCUGUAAUAUUUAUUUUAUUUAUAUAUUGUAUUACUAUUUAUUGUAAUGUUUUAGAUGCAAGUAUUGUUUUUUUCUUUUAAAACAAGAUUCACGGGAUAGAAUACUAAUAAUUCUUGUCAUUAUACAUAAUCUAAAAACAUUUUUGGGAGUAUUGCUCUUGGACAAAAUUAUACAUUUCAAUAGAUAAUAUGGGAUGUAUUGUUAUACUAUAUCUGGAGUUUGAAUGUGCUUUUUUUGAAUGUAAUGCAUUUGUCCGACACAAAUAUAUAUUUUGUAAUAUUCUGUUUUGCAGUAAUGUUUCAUUUUACAUGUGUAUAAAUGAAAAAAAUGUAAUGUAAACUUUACGUUGUAUUAAGUUUUUGUGAGUAGGAUAAUCUUACAUUUCUCAUCAUGCAGUUGAAGCUUACAAGCAUACACAGCAAAAUAUAUACUAAAAACUGUAAUACUGCUCUCCAUUUAUCAGAAGUGCAUUUGUAUUUCUAUUAUGUAUAAGUUAACAAUAUUCUUGUCCAGGAGAAGGGAAAUGAUUGUGCAUUACAUGAUAAUGUGUUCCAUCAAAAUGAAGUCAUUGAACAUUACAAGAUGGAAUGAUUCACCCACUAUUGAAGUAAUGGUGUAAUUGAGAAAAUAUUUUCUUCCAUUUACACUGAUUAAAAUGGGUUAGCUUUUUCUAGCAUAUAAUUCUUUCAGAUCUGGCAAUUUGAUCUUAAUAACAAAUGACUUCCAUUAGUAAGAUUACAGUUUUUUGGGCCAUUACUGAGAAUUGGUCAUGAAUGCAAGUUAUAAAGCUAUAAACUGUAAAUAUUUGUUUUCUAAAUUUAAUUAUUUCUGUAAAGAUGAUUUACCAAUAAUUUCAGGGAAAUAUAUAACCCUUAGAGGUAUUAUUUUCCUUAACCCCAAAUGGUACCUAUUAUCUUUCUUUCAAAAGAUGCCUCCCUUAUCAUGAAGAUAAAGAACAAUGUAAAUGAAAUAUUUAUGACAAAAUAUAACAUUGUGAUGUUCUCUUAGUUAAGCUGAAAUGAUUAUUUCUUAAUCAUAAUAAAAGUCUUCACGAACGUACCAACAUUAUGAACCAUAAAUGAAUGUUAGUAUCUGUUGCAUGUAUAGUGAAUGUGUUCACUAGAUUGUAUGUUCAGUUCUAAUGACUGAAAGAAUGAUUUUAUGCUAUUUAAUUUUUCUCAUAGAUUUGUUAAUUAGCAUUCUGUGUUAUUUUGAUAUGUUACACUUCCUAUAAUGAAGAACUAGAUGAAAAGAGAACAAUGAUGUUGCAAAGACUUUGAUGAAACCUCGUUUUUAUGAUGAUAAAGGUGCAUGAAAGAGUAAGAAAUAAAAUAUCAAACUGAAUCACCUCUGAAUUCUAUUUAUUUAAUAAGAUUAAAAUUGAUUUGUCCUUCAAUGCAAAGAAUCAGAGAAUCAAAUUAGUACAAAUGCAAAAUAAGAUCAUAAAAUAAAUUUAUAUUUGAUAAGUACUAAGUCAUUUAACUGUAGAUUUGUAUUAAAUUCAUUGUUUCAAAUACGCACAUUUAAUCAUUUGUUUACAGAGUUUAUUAGCACUAGUACCUAAUAUUAAAAUAUGUUCUUUGAAACCAGUAUUUGUUUCUAUGCAAAGUAUUUAUGUAGAAUCUUAUAUUCAAAUAAAGAAUAAUUUUGUAAA